Molecule: messenger RNA, 1508 nt
Organism: Seriola dumerili (greater amberjack)
Lineage: Eukaryota; Metazoa; Chordata; Actinopteri; Carangiformes; Carangidae
Gene: gba3
Product: cytosolic beta-glucosidase-like
Exons: 5
Coding region: 99-1508 (469 amino acids)
Biological process (GO): carbohydrate metabolic process
Molecular function (GO): hydrolase activity, hydrolyzing O-glycosyl compounds
Source: RefSeq, a predicted model, not a curated record
UCCUGGUUGUAGGAUAUUUGUGUGCGAGGACGAGCAGUUUAAACCUAAUGUAUUAAUUGUUUCAAACAACAACGCGGAGACAUAAGGGUUGGGAUAACAUGUUCCCAAUUGACUUUGCGUGGGGAGCAGGAACUGCAGCGUAUCAAAUAGAAGGUGGCUGGCAGGCAGACGGCAAGGGACCGAGUAUCUGGGACACGUUUUGUCAUGAGAAAGGCAGAGUGUUUAAGGAGCAGAACGGAGAUGUAGCCUGUAACAGCUACGAGCUGUGGGAGAAAGACCUGGAGUGCAUCCAGCAGCUUGGACUGACGCACUAUCGCCUGUCUCUCUCCUGGGCCCGCCUCCUGCCUGAUGGGACCACACGCAAUGUCAAUCAAAAAGGUGUACAGUACUACAACAAGGUGAUUGAUGAUUUGCUGGCCUGUAAUGUUUCACCUAUGGUCACACUCUACCACUUUGACUUGCCGCAAGCUCUCCAAGACCAGGGUGGCUGGAAAUCCCCAGCUAUAGUGACCCACUUCGACAGCUAUGCCAAGUUUUGUUUCCAAACAUUUGGGGACCAAGUCAAACUUUGGAUCACUAUCAAUGAGCCACAUGUGUGCGCCAAACUGGGCCACGAAGACGGCAUCCAUGCUCCAGGGUUAAAAGAACCGGGGAUUGCUGCUUACCUGGUGGGCCAUAAUAUGCUGCGUGCCCAUGCCAUGGCCUGGCACAGCUACAACUCCUACUACAGGCCAAAGCAGAAGGGAGCGGUGUCUCUGGCCAUCAACAGUGACUGGUUUGAGCCAUUGCGCCCGGAUUGCAACGAGGAUAUUACUGCUACUGAACGUGACCUUGCAUUUACUCUAGGCUGGUUUGCCUGGCCUGUUUUUGUCACUGGAGAUUAUCCAGAAAUAAUGAGAUCCGCCAUCAACUCUCAAAGUACGAAGCUGGGAUAUAGCGGCAGCUCGAGACUGCCCAGCUUCUCAAAGGAUGAACCUGCCAUUUUAGGCACAGCUGAUUUCUUUGCUUUGAACUACUAUACAUCCCGCAAAGUCAAGCCAGGAGGAGGAUGUGGACAGAUGUGUAUAAAGAGCGACCGAGAUGCAGAGGAAAUUUUGGAUCCGUCCUGGUCUGUCUGUGGAGUGUCCUGGCUGGCUGUAGUCCCCUAUGGCUUAAGGAAACUUCUUAAGCACAUUAAGGACACUUUCAACAACCCAGCAGUCUACAUCACAGAGAAUGGUUUCUCUCAGAUAGGGCCACUGCAAAUUGAGGAUGUCCAGCGCUGUGAGUUUUACAAAGACACCAUCCUGGAGGUGGCUAAAGCUAUUGAAGAAGAUGGCGUCAAUGUCUGUGGAUAUUUUGCAUGGUCGCUGUUGGACAACUUUGAAUGGGCUGACGGAUUCAGUGUUCGUUUUGGACUGUUUCAUGUGGACUUCUCCGAUGCAAAGCUGACUCGAACCAUAUACCGGUCAGGACGGGAGUAUGCAAAGAUGAUCAUGAAGUACAAGAGAGAAACUGAUGUACAGUGA